Messenger RNA from Sphenostylis stenocarpa, 207 nucleotides. The record is from the annotation of a GenBank genome assembly. Lineage: Eukaryota; Viridiplantae; Streptophyta; Magnoliopsida; Fabales; Fabaceae.
AUGAACGGCAGACAUGGUUUAGCCCCCCAAUCUGUGGCACAAGAGUGGCCUGGAUUACCUAUUGGCGUUAAAUUUGAUCCAUCUGAUCAAGAGAUAAGAUGGCACUUGCUUGCAAAAGUUGGUGCUGAAAAUUCAAAGCCUCACCCUUUCAUGAGAUGGUGGGAUAUGUUAUACUCAUCCUCAACAUUUAUCAGUUGGAUAGCUUGA